AUGCACGUCUCCACCGAGCUCUUCCCCAAUGCCGAAGUCACCGCGGCGGUGACCGAGUAUGCCAUCGCCAACUCCACCGGUCUCGGCGAGGUCAUUAACCAGCACCGCAAUGACACUCUGGAGUUCACGCAGCGGGAGGCUCAGGAUCCGGCCAUGAUGAUCAAUACCCUCCAGGCUCAAUUCAUGGUGUUUAUCGCAAAGAUGCACCGUGUCAAGAAGGUCCUCGAGAUUGGCUGCUUCACUGGCUACUCCGCACUCGCCUGGGCCAGUGCUGUGAGCGACUAUCCCGACGGCGAGGUCGUUACCCUCGACCUGGACUACGUAGCCACGACCUUUGCCGAGUCCACCUUCGCAAAGCAGGACACCAACAAGGUGAUCAAGCUAAUCAAAGGCCCCGCGAGCGAAACAAUCACCACCCUCGCCGGCCGACAAUUCGACCUGAUCUUCAUUGACGCCAACAAGGAAGGGUACAUUGAGUACCUGCAGAAAGUGCUCUCGCUGAAACUAUUGGCACCCAAUGGCGUGAUCUUUGCGGACAACACGCUGUACCGUGGGCUCGUUGCAAACACGGAGAAUAAUCCUGCGGCGAAGAAUCAGGCUCAGGUCGGGAGGUCGAAGCAUAUCGAUGCGUUUAAUAAGUUUGUGGCGGCUCAUCAGGAGCUCGAGAAUGUGCUGGUUCCCGCGUUUGAUGGGAUCAAUAUGAUUCGGUAUAAGAAUGGGGGGAGUUAGGGUGUUGGGGAGUUAGGGAGUUAGGGAGUUCGGGCAAAUGGAGUCAUCAGUUCUCAUGUGGUCUUUUCACUGCUAGGGUCGAAUGAUGUGAUGAUGGAACGAAUUUUGUAUCUCUCAAUGAACGGCAGUCAUCAACAAACCCCUAC
Tricharina praecox is the source of this 875-nucleotide messenger RNA. RefSeq names its product O-methyltransferase. Bases 1 to 729 code for a protein of 242 amino acids. The transcript has 5 exons. Lineage: Eukaryota; Fungi; Ascomycota; Pezizomycetes; Pezizales; Pyronemataceae. The record is from RefSeq and is a predicted model, not a curated record. Gene Ontology annotation, molecular function: S-adenosylmethionine-dependent methyltransferase activity; O-methyltransferase activity.